Triplophysa dalaica is the source of this 3070-nucleotide messenger RNA. It is a transcript of the gene adam8a, whose product is annotated as ADAM metallopeptidase domain 8a. Lineage: Eukaryota; Metazoa; Chordata; Actinopteri; Cypriniformes; Nemacheilidae. Bases 97 to 2634 code for a protein of 845 amino acids. The transcript has 25 exons. Gene Ontology annotation, biological process: inflammatory response; positive regulation of membrane protein ectodomain proteolysis; regulation of cell-cell adhesion. Gene Ontology annotation, molecular function: cell adhesion molecule binding; metalloendopeptidase activity. The record is from RefSeq and is a predicted model, not a curated record.
UCGUGAAGAUAACCAAGGCGGGGCGUAACUUUUUCAAGUAGUCGAUUUCCCAGUUGCCCACGAGUUCACUGGGAAAGUAUCACUGGACAUUUAAUCAUGCAAUACACUGGAAUAUUUGUAUUACUUUUUACUUUUGUUUAUACUUGGGAGAAUCUCGAGGCAACGAAUCCAGUUCUUCCUCAUGUUAUGCACUAUGAUGUUGUUCGACCUCAAGCACUGAAAGAGCGAGUAAGAAGGAGCACAUCUUCUCUAAAGACAUAUCCUGAAAAUCUUGAGUAUGCAUUGUCUGUAGAUGGGAGAAACUUAACCAUUUCUUUGCACAGAAAUAAUGAUCUUUUAGGAGAACAAUACACUUUAUUUCAUUAUGCAGAGGAUGGGAUUUCAGAAACAACGUCUUCAGGCAACACUGAUCACUGCUACUAUCAGGGACACAUCCAUGACAUAGAAAAUUCUUCAGUUAGUGUUGGGCUAUGCUCUGGAAUGAAUGGGUUUCUGAGAACAGAAGAGCAAGUUUACUUGAUUGAGCCCCUAGAAGAAUCUGUGGAUGGGAACCAUGCUAUUUUCAAACAAGAGCAUUUAAGAGUCAAGCAGGGGACCUUUGGAUACGUUAAUGACACAGUCUAUGACCUUGGCCCACGGUUUAGUGGGCUGUAUAAAGGCAAACAUAUGAAAAACAAAGCCCGCAUUGAUGGGCAGCAGAUUGUUGAGAUGGCUUUGGUUGUUGAUCAUGAGGAGUACAAGAACUUUGGAAGUGUGAAGAAAAUUGAAGAAAGAAUGAUGUUGGUCGCAAACCAUGUGGACAAGCUUUACAGGCCUUUAAACAUACGUGUCAGGUUGGUUGGGAUUGAGAUUUGGACUAACAGGGACAUGAUUAUGGUCAGUCCAGAAUCAGAUUUGACUCUGAAGUACUUUUUAAAAUGGCGUCAGGAUUACCUUCUCAAAAGAAAGAAGCACGACAAUGCCCAUUUUAUUACUGGUAUCGAUUUUGAUGGAUCCACAAUUGGGUUGGCUACAAUGUAUGCUAUGUGCACUCAAUCCUCUGGUGCAGUGAAUCAGGACCAUAAUGUCAAUCCAAUUGCAGUGGCUUCUACUAUUGCUCAUGAAAUGGGACAUAAUCUGGGCAUGUCACAUGAUGAUCAAACAUGUGGCUGUUCUUUGAGAAAUGGUUGUAUUAUGGGAGAAUCCAUUGGGUUGGUCCUCCCAGAUGCCUUCAGUACAUGUAGUCAAGCAUCCUUAAAGAGGUUCUUGCAAAACUAUGACAGCAGCUGUCUCUUAGACAUGCCGAAUGAGAGCGAAAUAUACGGUGGCCCGGUGUGUGGAAAUGCUUUUGUAGAAAAGGGCGAGGAAUGUGAUUGCGGAACUGUUGAGGAAUGCAACAAUCCCUGCUGCAAUGCCUCCACCUGUCAGCUGACCAAAGGUUCCCAUUGUGCACAUGGAGAGUGUUGCCAUAAUUGCCAGCUGAACCAAAUGGGCAGUCUGUGCAGAAAAAGUGCUCAUGACUGUGAUUUGGAGGAGUACUGUACAGGAGAAUCAGCCUUUUGUCCCAAAGAUGACUAUAAGAUGAACGGACUGCCCUGCAAUUACAAUCAGGGUUACUGUUACAACGGACAAUGUCCAACACAUAAGGAACAUUGCAAGUUGCUAUGGGGAUCAGAUGCUGAGGUAGAUGUUGAUACCUGCUUUCAAUACAAUGUAAUAGACAGAACAUCCAAGAGUGCUGAACACAUAAAAUGUGGUAAAAUAUAUUGUGCUGGUGGGAAAGAAUUUCCCAUAACACAAAACAAAAGGAAAGUGACAAUGAGAUUAAGAAGCUGCAACAUGGCUGUCGACCCCUCACCAACAGAAGACUUAGGGAUGGUUCCAACAGGCACCAAAUGUGAUACAAAUAAGGUGUGUUACAACAGCCUUUGUCAGAACAUAAGUUUAUAUGGCACCGAGAAAUGUUCAGACAAAUGCAACGGCCGUGGGAUGUGUAACCAUGAGAGGGAAUGUCACUGCGAUCCAGGCUGGGCACCACCCUAUUGUGAUGUUAAAAUCUCAGAACUUCCAAAAAUGAAAAAUGCUGUCAUAAUUGGUGUGGCCACAUCUGUGUUCAUCAUGGGCCUGGUCAUUGUUAUCAUUGGAGUGGUGAUGUGUUGCAGAAACAAAAAAGCGGCAUUUACACAGAAACGAUCUUUGAAGGACCACCAUACUUCCUCAGGCCAGUGCAAUCCAGCAUUCCAACCAAGCAGUGCAAAGAACAGCCCCAAGUACACAAGACCACGUAUCGGUCGACCAGACUUCCUGGAGUCAUCUGCAACUGUGUCUUGCAAACCUCUGUUUGUUCAAACUGUACCCUCUAGACCUCCACCUAUGCCUCCAAGUCAGCCACUACAAACCAGAACAAAACUGAUUGCAAAACCUGUCACAUCUGCUGUUUCCAGAAACAUUCAUCCAGUUCAGGAAAUAACACUCCUCCCACCAUCAAAACCACUUCCUCCAUCGAAACCUUUACCCCCUCUCACAUCUAAACAUGUGACUACGCCAAAUAGACCUCCACUGCCUCCUGCAAAACCCACAGGAAAACGACAGGCUUAUACUCCACCUCAGGCAAUACAGAAAGUAGCACUGAAGCCUCCAGUCAGGCCCAGAUGACGUGGAACAGAAUAAUUUACUCUGAAUCAUUAAGAGCUUCAAAAGAAUCUUCAUAAGCAAAAUGUAUGACUCUGAACAAGAGUGAAGCUACAGAAUAUUUCAGUUUUGGACUCCCAACACUCAACAUUUGUAUUUGCACUCUGUCUAAGACUCUGUCCUUUACGCUCCUGGUACGACUUGUUUAAAACGAAAGGCUUAAACUAAUGGAUGUUCGUAUUGUUUAUUAUUUAUACAUUUUAUACAUCUUUAUUUUGUACUUUAAUUGUGUUUUUUUACAAUUAAGGCAAAUCUGUGUUUGCCCACCUCUUGUUCAAUCUUUUGCGUUGCUCUCAGCUGGUCUGAUUUUACUGUCUGUAAAUCUAUCAAUAUAACAUUAAUGAAAGUAUGUUUAAUUGUUUUGCUAUAAUAAAGGUUUAACUUUCUCCCAUGAUGUUAA